GCUAAACAACCUCGCAUUUGUUUACAAAUUUAAAUAUUUAAAAUAUAUUAUUGCCAGCAGCCUGUGCACAAAUGUGGCAACCUGGGAAUGAGGAGAGCUAUUUUGACAAUAUGGAGUUCAGCAAGAACGUGGUCAACAUCCUGCCGACCGUGGAAAUGCUGGUGAGCUUCAAUGGCGACAUGACGCGAACCAAUAGGCGAGCGUGCCUACUGUACGCCGAGCGGAUGGACUUUAAGGAGCUGAUUCAACUGCGUUUGGCUGAGAAAGCGGACCAGCGGCGCAUGUACAUCACCACCGUGGACAGCGCCUCCUUCCACGAACUGAAGAAGGAUCAGUCUUUGAACGUGACCUUCUCUGGCUUUAUGGAGAACGUAGUCCGCAUGCUUAAGGACUGCCAGGCUGGCAAACUGGAACUGCAUCUGUCCGCCAGGGAUCAGAGCCUCACAUCCAGCCAAAGCCACGACUACCACCUGCAAUUCGUAGAAAUUCGGUCCUUUAAGAACCUAGUUCACCUGUGCCUGCCCUGCCGCUCAGCCCCCUUAAACACCGUGCUCUUCUACAUCAAUCUCAUGCUGGAUGCCUCCCACACCAAGCAGUAUAUGCUGGAGCAGAGUAUUCAGCAGCUUCAAACAGAGCUAAACUCCCAGCGCUUGCACACGGAGCGGCUGGGCACGGAAAACAGCAAUCUCAGAGAAGCCUUGGCGGAAAAUAGCAGGAUUCUAGAGGACAAGCACGCUCUGGAGAUACAGCGAGUCCAGGAAAGCCUGUCCAAAGUCAACGACCAGCGCAGUAGUGAACUGGAACGGCAUCGCAGAGCGAUCGCAGGACUCCAGGCGCAGUUGGACAAGGCUUCCCAGGACAAAGCCGACCUGAAAACAGGCCAAGAGCAAAGCGAGAAGCGAUGUCAAACACUGGUCGAGGAGCUAUCCUGCUGUAAAUCACGCGUGGUAACCCUAAAAGAGCAGAACGACAAACUCCAUGCUGACAUAGCCAAUGCCAGGAAGCAGGAACGCAAGCUGGAGUACAAGAUCGAGGAUCUCAAGCAGCACACAGCUGAAUUACAGGAGCACAUUCAGAAGGGCAACAAGGAGAAGGCCAACAUUGCCGCAGAACUGGAGGCGGAAAAGAAAAUCCUGCACACCAAGCGUCAGGCUUUGGAAAUGGCCUCCGAGGAAAUAUCAAAGGCCAAUCAAAUAAUCCUCAAGCAGAGCCAAGAGCUGCUCAACCACAAGAAAACCAUUGCUUGGCGCACUGAGGUGGCCCUCCAGCAGGAGAAGGCCGUCCACGAGAAGGAGCAGCUGUUGGCCAUGCGCGAGGAUGAGCUGCGUCAGGCACGUAUAACUAUUGAAAAGCUUAGGGAGGAGAUUCCCGAGCAACUGCAGUCCAUGCGUCACUUUGCCCAAGGAUUGGAACAAAAGUACUCUAAACAGAUACUCAGCCUAAAGGAGCGACUUUCCAUUCCCACUGGCAAGGAAAAUCGACGCUAGUUAAGCUUUUUGUUUAUAAGUAUCUUGUGUUUUUUUUAUUUUAUUUAUCAGUAAAAGUAGAUGUUUGGCUCUAGUCAUAA
Messenger RNA from Drosophila kikkawai, 1567 nucleotides. RefSeq names its product Spindle assembly abnormal 6 (gene Sas-6). The record is from RefSeq and is a predicted model, not a curated record. Gene Ontology annotation, biological process: centriole replication. Gene Ontology annotation, cellular component: centriole; centrosome. NCBI's taxonomy places the organism in Eukaryota, Metazoa, Arthropoda, Insecta, Diptera, Drosophilidae.